Molecule: messenger RNA, 1041 nt
Organism: Capronia epimyces CBS 606.96
Lineage: Eukaryota; Fungi; Ascomycota; Eurotiomycetes; Chaetothyriales; Herpotrichiellaceae
Exons: 2
Coding region: 1-1041 (346 amino acids)
Biological process (GO): proteolysis
Molecular function (GO): aspartic-type endopeptidase activity
Source: RefSeq, a predicted model, not a curated record
AUGAGGCAAAGCGUCUCCCAAAGAGAUGUGCAUCGCCGCGACUUACCGGUGACUCUGCCCAACGCUGAUUACCAAUAUCUCAUCGAUCUCGACAUCGGAACACCCGCGCAGAGUAUCAGCCUUGCCGUGGACACAGGCAGCAGUGAUGUCUGGGUCUUUGGCCCUAGCUCUUGCACCGCUUGCUCGGGCGGAGUGUUUGAUCCAACCCAAUCAAGCACCGGCUUCUACGAGAAUGAUCUUGGAGACUUUUCGACAUCUUACUAUGACAACACCACCGUUACGGGUUACUACAUCACAGUUACGGUCACAGUGGCCGCUGCGACCGUCACUGGAGUCACCCUGGGCGUGGCUACCAAGACGAAUUCUCUCUACUGGUCCAUCCUGGGCAUUGGUUUCGAUGGAGCCGAAGCCAGCCAGGUCAAGCACAACGGUUUUCUGGAUGACCUCUACAAGCAAGGCGUGAUAACGUCGCACUCGUACAGCAUUCAUCUCGAUGACCAAGAUGCUGCCAGUGGCACCAUCAUCUUCGGCGGCGUCGACUCAACCAGAUACUCGGGCGAGCUCGUCUCCUUGCCCAUUGUCCCCUACUCCGACAGCGUACCUCGCCUGCAGGUCACAUGGACGUCUCUGUCUCUAACCGAUGCCUCUGACACCACGACGGCCUUGACACAAUCAGAUCUAUCAUCUCCUGUCAUCUUGGACACCGGGUCCACCACCGCGAUUCUGCCGGUUGACAUCUUCAACGAACUGGCGUCCUUCUUUGGCGUCCACCAAGCUGACAAUGGAGUCUACACUGUCCCGUGCCAAGUGCCAGAGGGCUAUUUCACAUUUGGCUUCGGCGCCGGCCCCGCCAUUACGAUCCAGGUUCCCUUUUCCCAGAUCGCGGUGCCGGAUAUUGGUGGGUCCGGCACCUGUCUUUUUGGGUUCCAGCCGCAGGCAGAUAGCCUCAUCUUCUUCGGCGACUCGUUCUUGCGGAGCGCCUAUGUCUACUACGAUUUCGACGCCUCGACAAUCAGCCUGGCCCAAGCGAAGACCACAUGA